Messenger RNA from Chrysoperla carnea, 2805 nucleotides. RefSeq names its product villin-1 (gene qua). The coding region runs from base 1 to 2805 and encodes 934 amino acids. Lineage: Eukaryota; Metazoa; Arthropoda; Insecta; Neuroptera; Chrysopidae. Gene Ontology annotation, molecular function: actin filament binding. The record is from RefSeq and is a predicted model, not a curated record. Gene Ontology annotation, biological process: cytoskeleton organization. The transcript has 14 exons.
AUGGAUCCUCGUUUACAUGUACCAGAUGUCUUAAAACGAUAUUUAUUAUUCAAAGCAGCUGAAUAUGAAGAGGAAAAAACAAUAUCACGCCUGGAAAAAAGUGCUCCCGUCGUUAGUAAACUGAAAACUGCACGUGAAACAUUACAAAUGAAAUUACGUGAAAUUGCUAUGGCAUAUCAUCGUGUAAAUAAUCCUGAUGUAGCUUUAGCGGAUUUAUCAAAUGAAUCAUUAUUGAACAUUGAUUUAACGUUUUUUCCUCGUAUUAAUGAAGCAAAUGAAAAUAUAAGUGCCAUUAGUACUUCACAAGAUGAUGAAUCAAUUUCAGACUCGGAAGCCGAUUUGAAUUUUAGAAAAAUUGUACCAAAUUAUGCCUCAUUUAUGAUUUGGAUUGUAAACCAUGAAACACUAGAACAAUUGACACAAGUAAAUUUUAACAAUGUAUUUUAUACCGGUAAUUGUUACUUAAUUUAUGUUGCAACUGAAAUCGGAGGUAAAGCUUCUCCAGAUAUGAUUCCACGCAAAAUUAAAAAGAAAAGUAUGCAAAUUCAUAUUCAUUAUUGGAUCGGUGAAAAUUGUGAUAAAUUUGAAUCAAAAUUUAUUGCAAUGAAAGCCAUAGACUUAUGUAAUUACCUUAAAAAUGCAGCUUCGAUACACCGUGAAUCACAAUUGAAUGAAACACCACGUUUUAAAGCUUAUUUUCGUAAGAAAGGCUUAAGAAUAUUACAAGGUCAACAUGUUCUAAUUGGAUCAGUUGCAUUUCAUUCCCGACCAGCGUUAUAUCGUUUAAUAGGCCACGGAACCACUACAUUGUAUCAAUUGAAGGAAGUGUCUUGGAAGGGUUUAAAUAGUUGCGAAGUUUUUUUGUUACUUGCAAACAAUAAUUUAUUGUUUGUUUGGUUUGGGAGUACCUCAACAAUGUUAGAACGAUUUAAUGGAAUUCGAAUGGCAAAUAUGUUUGAAGAUUUGGGAGAAGAAAUAAUAAUGUGCUUUGUUGAUGAUGGUCGAGAACAAUCAUUGGAUGAUAAUGAGAAACAUAUUUUUGAUCAGGUGUUACCAUUAAACAAAAGAGAAGUAGCCCCAUUUAAGGAUGUAGAAAAUGGUUUUAUUAUGGAUAAAAUAAACACUCCACCUUUAAAAUUAUAUACUUGUACACGAACCGCAUCAGCAGAAUCUAGAUAUAAAUUUAUUGAAUUUGCAAAAGCUCCUUUGGAUUAUACGAUUUUAAAGAGAAAGGAUGUUUAUUUAAUCGAUGAAGCUCCAAAACGGAUUUGGAUAUGGUGCGGAAAUAGUGUAUUUUCUGAUGAACGUGAUAAUGUCAUCCGUAAUGCCCGUGGAUUUAUUAAGAAAAAAAAUUACCGGGAUUCAAUUCCAGUGACUGUUGUACAUCAAAAUUAUGAAUGCGAGGAGUUUAAAUUGUUGUUUGAAAUUUGGGGAAAACUAACCGAAGAUGGUGGUCUAUCAAGCUUGUCAGUAAUUAAUUCAGAUACGCUUUUUGAACGACCGUUUGUAGCGGCUGAAUUACAAUUAAUUGACAGUGGGAAUGGUCGAACAAAAAUGUAUCGUAUUCAUGAUGGAAAAUUAUUUGAGAAAAAUAAGCAAACUGAAAAUGUAUUCUUCUCGAACAAUUGUUAUUUGAUCUUUUAUUUUUAUAAAACUGAUGAAGAGCAGUGUAGUAUUUAUUUAUGGAAGGGAGAAAACUCGAGUAUCGAAGAUCAAAUUAUUGGUGAGAAAUUUAUGCAUGAAAAAGAUGAAGACCUCAAUUUAGGUAGUAUGCUAGUAAAAAUUCAUCAAGGCUAUGAGCCACCGCAUUUUUUACAAAUGUUUCAAGGAAAAUUUACAAUUUUUAAUCAUUAUUACACAGAAUUUGAACUCAUUCGAUUUGAAACUGCAAAACCAAGAAAAUAUUUAUUGGAAGUAAGCGGUUCAAAUUCGUAUUCAGCUAAAGCCAUACAAAUUCCAAUCGAUGCAAGUCGAUUAAAUUCAGUUAACUGUUUUCUAUUACGAUCGACACAAUUUUUUGUUUGGUGUGGCCGAUAUACGACUGGAGAUGAACGUGAAGUUGCCAAAAACUAUGCUCCAAAAGAUUUUAUAUUAGUUUUCGAAGGUUUAGAGCCAAAUGAUUUCUGGGAAGAAUUUGGCGAACGUAAAUUAUGCAAUCAAAUACAAAAAAUAACUAAAGAGAAAACAAUUACUAUUCCAACUCUUUAUUAUUGUUAUCGUGUGAAUACGACGCUGCUAUGUGAACCAGUGAUGUAUUUUAGCCAAUCACAUUUUUCAUCGUUUAACAUAAUUCUCAUUGAUUUUAUUACUGUGUUAUAUGUAUGGGUGGGUGAAAAUAUUUCUAGGAAUGAACAAAAAUAUAUCGAUAAUAUAUGCGAAGAAUACAUGAAAAAUGAUAAUAAAGGACGUUCUUCAAAAAUUUGUGUGGUUAUUAUUAAACAACGCCAUGAACCAUUAAUUUUCACCGGAUUCUUUGAAGAAUGGGAUCCCAAUUUUUGGGAUAAUCAAAGUACAUACAUUACAUUGCGUCAUGAGCUAGAAAGUACUCAAGAACGAGUGAGUCAUCGAAAAUCACCAGGUACACAGACAGAAACGCUUAGCGAUUUUGAAAUUUACCCGAAAUUUCCAAUAAAAGUACUGCUGGGAUCAGUGGAAAAUAUCCCAAAAAUUGUUCGAUUAGAUGAAAAAGAGAUGUAUUUAACGGUCGAUGACUUCUAUGCAACGUUUGGAAUGAGUUACUCAGAAUUUUCAAUAUUACCAAAAUGGAAACAAGAAAUAUUGAAAAAACUAAAAGGUUUAUUUUAA